Molecule: messenger RNA, 1002 nt
Organism: Osmia lignaria (orchard mason bee)
Lineage: Eukaryota; Metazoa; Arthropoda; Insecta; Hymenoptera; Megachilidae
Source: RefSeq, a predicted model, not a curated record
AUGGCCGGUAAAGAAGAGGAAGGAUUAGAGAAGAGGACGGGAACACAGAGAAUGGAAGAUGAGGCGAGGGAGAAGAAAGAAGGGGAGGCGAAGGAGGAAGUCGGGAAACCGGAUAAAGGGGGAAAAAGAGGCAGGCCCUCAAAUAUAGAAGUCCUGAGAAGGGAAAGAACGCUGAGUUUGGGAAGUAUGUCAAACUUAGAGGAAAUGUGGAAAAGAAAAAGAGAGGAAGGAAACGAAGAAGGACCCCAGAAAGGGAAAGCGGAGGAGGAGAGGAGGCAAACAAGCGGAUGGAUGUUUAGAGAGAGUAGCCUAACGGGAAGGUCACCAGAGAAGAAAAAAGAAAGAAGAGAAGGUGAAGGAGGAGUGGGGGAAAUAAAGGAGCUAAUAAAAGAUUUAGGAAAAGAUCUGGGAGGGAGGAUGGGAAGGGUGGAGGAAAAUAUGAGGGCCCUGGGAAAUGAAGUAAGAGAAGAAAUGGAGAAGCUAAAAGAAGAUACGAAGAGAAGAGAGGCCAUGUGGGCGGAACAAAAGAGAGAAAUGGAAGGGAAGAUAGAAAUGUUGAUAAAGAAGAUUGGGGAAUUAGAAAAGAAAGGAAAAGAGGGGACAAGAUGGAAUGAAAUAGAACAGAAAGUGCACAAAACGGUGCAGGAGUCUAUAGAGAAAAGAAAAGAAGAGUUAGGAGGUGAGAACGUCAGUGAAAAGAUCAGUGAGUUGGAAAAGAAAUGGGAGAAGAAAGAGAGAGAGGAGAGGAAGAAAAAUAUAAUAAUAAGAGGUACGAAAGUGAAAAGAGAAGAGGCGAAGGAGAAGGCGGAGGAGAUACUAAAGAUAAUCGGAGUGGAGGAUGCAAUAGAAGAAGCAAAAGCAGUAGGAGGGGGAGAAAGUGAAAAAGGAAAAGACGGUAGCAUGGUACUUGUAAAAAUAAAGUCGAGCGAGCUAAAAAGGAGAAUAAUGGAAAACAAAAAGAUGCUAAAAGGACGGGAUGAAAGGAUAGAGGACCUAACCUAA